AUGGCUUACACACAAUCUACAAGCGAAGACCUUCAAUCAGCAAUAAUGAAGUUCGUAUGCCAACAGCCUUACAUGUUAGAUGUUCACAAGGAAAUAAGGCCAGAACAAUUUCACCAAACUUUAAAAUCCUUUGUGGAUGAGUGGCAUCUUGAAAUCCCUAAGCUCGUCAUAUCUGUCACUGGUGCAGAUAAAAGCUUUCAGAUAGAGCCAAACCUGAGAAAGGCUUUUAAGAGAGGACUCAUCCAGCUGGCCAGGGCAACUGUGCCAUGGAUAAUCAGUGGAGGACGUGAUGACGGUAUCACGAAGGUAGUUGGUGAAGCGGUCCGAGAUUUCAAUUUGACGGCAAAUACUAAAACAGCAAAGCAAUCCUCCAAAGUCGCCAUUGGAAUAGCCUCAUACAGAAAAGACGAACAUUUACCAAUUCAAAAGAAAAAAACCCUGAAUGCUAACCAUACCCACUUUUUGUUAGUGGAAGACGGUUCUCAACAUCAGUUCGGAAAAGAAAGCGCUUACCGAGCAGAAAUGGAACAUGCGAUCUCUACUUUCAAUAUGGAUUCGGGAAAAGAGGCUUGGUUUGUACCUGUCGUUUUACUUGUUGUGGGGGGAGGACCAAACACUAUGAAAACCGUGCUGAAUGCUGUUCUGAAGAAGACACCAGUUGUUAUUUUCAAGGGUUCAGGAAAUGUAUAUGAACAUGCAAUGGACAAAUAUGUUCACCAGUCUACGGAAUCAACAAACGACAGUCUUGGGUUGGAUUUGAAGACGACUGUGCGGUCAAAGAUACAGAACUUUAAGGCUGAGAUCGGAGCGUGGAGCGAUAAAGAAAUCGAUUAUGUAUGCGUCAUCGUUGAGAAGAGUUUCAAGGAGGGAAAUUUGAUCACGGUGUUUGAUAUAACUGCCUCACCGGAAAAGUUACAGGUCAUUGACACAGCCGUACUAAAAGCACUGAUUCCAGUCAUGAAAGAUAAGCCCUUGAGUCAAUUACAACUUGCACUGAAUUUGAACAAAAUUGAAAGUGUGAAAAGUGAGAUUAUGCGCCACAUGGAUGUAGAAACACUAAAGAAAGGUCUCUACGUCAGUAACAUUAUAAAGACGGCUAUUAUGCAAGAUAGAGCUGAAUGCAUCGAGGUCUUCCUUGAACAUGAGAUUGAUGUCGAAACUCUCUUGAUGGAAUGGAUUGAGAAAAACCAAGAACAUCCAUAUCAUGAUUUUUACACUAAGGGUGUUGUAGCAUGGCUGUGUAGUUUACCAAGAAAGGAAGAGAUUAUUAGCGAAGUUGACUGGCAAGAGAAAGUCGAGGAUUUUAUCACGUAUGCCGUCGGAUCAAGUCCCUCUUCUGAAAUUAAAAAGCGACAUUUCUUUUUAUGGUGUGUUCUCACUAAAAAACAACAAAUGGCGAAGCUAUUGUGGAAAUUUGGGAAGGACCACGUCGCUUGGGCACUGGUUGCAUAUGGAGUGUUGAAGGCGAUGUCUAAACUAACUAAAGAUGAAGAGGAGAAGAAUAUGUUCAAACAAAAUUCAGAUGAAUUCUGUCGACUUGCUCAGCAUAUCCUGAAUGAAUGUAAAAGGCGAAAUGACAAGAAAUGCAUCGAUCUGUUGACACAAAAUAUAAAGGGAUGGGAAGAGACCACAUGCAUGGAAAUUGCUUUAAAGACGAAUAAUAAAACAAUUGUUUCAAGUGCCGCAUUCCUGUCAUUGAUGGAUUCGAUGUGGCAGGGGAAAUUGUCUUCCCAGAGCGGAUCUGUAUGCAAAUCUUUAUGCAAAUCGGUAUCACAAAUGGUAUUCCUGAUAUUGCUCGGCUACUCACUUCUGUUCAGCUAUGACCAUGUUGCAGGCUCAUUUGUGGAGUGGCUGCUAGUAGCAUGGAUGAUUGAAAUGAUAGGAGAGAAUUCAAUUCAGUUGUUGGAGAUUUUGCCUUCAUACGGUGUUCGCCUCGGUUACAUUGAAAUUCCGAAAACACUAUUUUACAUCAUUGGUAUGAUGCUACGUCAUAGUGAUGGACAUCACGCAAGUAUGGAAGUUGGGCGGUUAUUUUUAGCAGUGGUGUUCAUCAUUUUCUGUAUUCAGCUACUAUAUUGGUUCUCCAUAUCUGAAUCUAUUGGUCCUAAAGUAGCCAUGAUAGAAGAAAUGACUGGAGACCUAAUAUCCUUCAUGAUGAUCUUACUGGUGUUUAUAGUGUCUUAUGCCAUCGCUGCCCAAUCAAUCCUAUACCCAGUCUCCAAUUUUGAUGGGGACUUUCUCGUUCAACUGUUUCGUAUUCCAUACUGGAACCUUUACGGGGAACUUUUUCUGGACGAGAUAGAAAUGACAGAGCCCGAAUGUCGUUCAGGCCCCCAGACGAAUGAGACCGAUACUCGUCCCAUCUGUCCAUCAGAAGUCGGAAGAUAUUCCGUUCCAAUAAUCAUGAGCUUAUACAUGAUAAUUGCAAAUAUUUUGCUGAUCAAUCUUCUGAUUGCUAUAUUCAGCAACACUUACACGAAAAUACAAGAGAACACAGGUCUGUACGCGAAAUUCCAGAAAUUUAUCAUAAUCUACAACCAAACGUGUCGUCCAGUAUGUCCUCCUCCUCUAAGUUUCUUCUUCUAUGUUCAUGCAAUUGCAAUGAACUAUCACUACUCAGAGGAAAAGGAUUAUCAAAACCUGCUUUCCCGCCCAGUUUUUAUAAGGGAAAAAACGGCUGAAUUAACCCAGUGGGAAAAGAUCAUUGCUGAAGAAUGCCUCUACUCAAACUCUAAAUCAGCGGCUGACAACGAGAGUGAAAACAGAAAAGAAAAUAUUUGA
Messenger RNA from Ylistrum balloti, 2781 nucleotides. Its product is annotated as transient receptor potential cation channel subfamily M member-like 2. Gene Ontology annotation, cellular component: membrane. The coding region runs from base 1 to 2781 and encodes 926 amino acids. Gene Ontology annotation, molecular function: monoatomic cation channel activity. The transcript has 18 exons. Lineage: Eukaryota; Metazoa; Mollusca; Bivalvia; Pectinida; Pectinidae. The record is from RefSeq and is a predicted model, not a curated record. Gene Ontology annotation, biological process: monoatomic cation transmembrane transport.